This is a messenger RNA of Ricinus communis (castor bean), 2169 nucleotides long. Its product is annotated as amino acid transporter AVT1A. The coding region runs from base 300 to 1907 and encodes 535 amino acids. The transcript has 12 exons. Gene Ontology annotation, cellular component: plasma membrane. NCBI's taxonomy places the organism in Eukaryota, Viridiplantae, Streptophyta, Magnoliopsida, Malpighiales, Euphorbiaceae. The record is from RefSeq and is a predicted model, not a curated record.
AUAAGCAUUUCUUUUAUUUUCUCUAAAAAAACGCAAAUCUCAUUUCAACAAAGACAAAAGAUAAUAAAUUUAAAGAAAAAGAAAAACUAGCAGUUUCGAGAAGCCCACAUACUAUAUAUAUAAAUGUACGGUGACAAUCAUGAACCCAUCGGUCUAGGAAAAGAUAGCAACUUACCCACAUAACCGCCAGCUUUCAGAUAUAACCCUUUACCUUGGAAAGUGUCAUCAACUUGUUUUCUUGGUUUCUUGAAUUUAGUUUCUUGGGUUGCUUGCUUUCUUUAAGUUGGUUUCUUGUGUCAAUGGCGGUGGAGAUUAGUGACAAAGAUAAAGAAACAACAGAGUUUUUCUUGGAUGGCAGUGAUGAUAACGAUGGUGGAGAUGUAGAAGGGAACAAGAUUGAGAUUGGUGGUAGAAGCAGCAGCAGCAAUAGUACUGGUAGUAGACAUGAUGGUACCUUUUCUUCUCAGCAAUGGCCACAGAGUUUUAGAGAAACAACUGAUUCUUACACAAUCUCGAUGUCACCAAACUUUGGGUUUCUUGGACUUGCACAAAGCUAUCGGUAUUCAAGUCUUGAGAAGUACAGUAGAAGUAUGCUGGAGAAUGAUACAAAGUCUCCAUUACUGCCUGAUCAUGAAAAUAAUUAUCAGCAAGAAGACUCGGAUAAGGUCUCCUCGGCAGCUAGAUUGUCAUUCUCAAAAGGUUCAUUUGCUAGCAGUGAAUUACCCAUUCCUCAUGGAUGUAGCUUCACGCAAACUGUCUUCAACUCGGUUAAUGUUAUGGUUGGAGUUGGGCUUCUUUCUACACCUUCUACAAUGAAACAAGCAGGCUGGGCAAGUUUGAUAGUAUUGGUUGCUUUUGCAUUUGUAUGUUGUUACACAGCUAAUCUUAUGAGACAUUGCUUUGAAAGCAAAGAAGGCAUUGUAACCUAUCCAGAUAUAGGGGAAGCUGCUUUUGGGAAAUAUGGUCGUCUUGCUGUAUCUAUCAUUCUGUACACAGAGUUGUAUUCAUAUUGUGUGGAAUUUAUUACUCUGGAGGGUGACAAUCUAUCCAGGCUAUUUCCUGGAACAUCCUUGGAUUUGGCUGGUUUUCAUCUCGACUCUAUGCGCUUCUUCGGAAUUCUAACUGCUCUUGUUGUUCUACCAACAGUUUGGCUAAGGGAUCUUCGUGUGAUCUCAUACCUUUCAGCUGGUGGGGUUUUAGCAACAAUUUUGAUUAUUCUUUGUGUGCUUUUCCUUGGUACGGCAGGCGGAGUUGGGUUUCAUCACACCAGUCCAGUUGUGAAGUGGAGUGGCAUUCCCUUUGCAAUUGGUGUCUAUGGGUUCUGUUAUUCUGGGCACUCGGUUUUUCCAAAUAUCUACCAAUCAAUGGCUGAUAAAAGAAAUUACACCAAGGCAGCAACAAUAUGCUUUAUGUUGUGUGUUUUACUUUAUGGGAGUGUUGCUGUGAUGGGAUUUCUCAUGUUUGGUGAAGAUACACUAUCUCAGAUAACCUUGAAUAUGCCACGACAUGCCAUCACUUCAAAAGUCGCCUUGUGGACUACUGUGAUCAACCCUCUCACCAAAUAUGCACUCUUGAUGAACCCAUUGGCCAGGAGCAUAGAGGAGAUACUCCCGGCUGGAGUAUCAAAUACUUUGUGGUGCUUCGUCUUUCUAAGAACAGCCCUUGUCUUCUCUUCUGUCUGUGUGGCUUUUCUUUUUCCCUUUUUCGGUCUUGUGAUGGCUUUAAUUGGUUCUGUCCUCUGCCUACUUGUGGCUGUAAUCAUGCCGUCUUUAUGCUUUCUAAAAAUAAAAGGGAAGAGAGCUACAAGGACUCAGAUUGUUCUGAGCAGCACAAUUGCUGCAUCGGGCGUCAUUUGUGCAAUCAUUGGAGCCUACUCAUCCUUGUCAGAAAUUGUGAAGCAGUACUGAAACAUGCAGAUGGUCUAACAUUUCCAAGCAUUCAUGGUGAACUGGAUGUGUUAAUCAUCCCUGCAACAACAAAUGCUUGACUUGGAAAUUUAGGUCUUUGAAUGUAGAAACUGAUUGCUUUUAUGUUCAUAUGUAGCCUUCAAGAAAACUGUAUUCAGCCCACUAAUACCAGAAAGUAUGAACUUGUCAACACAUUGCUACCUCAUAGUUACAGUUUUGCAACAGUAGUUUACAAAAAGUUUUACAUGGGAUUUUUACGCAA